CUUUAAGUUUGGUCAUACGCGUUGUCUUUUGUUAGGAAGCGGCUUUCAACCCAAACCGAGCUCCGCGUUAAAGGGAAGUUGUAAUCGGUAAAGAUUAAAGCCGAGUUUAAGCAAAAGAAGUGCGGGGAUUAUUGUCUCUUCCUUUUCGAUCACCAUCACACCACAAAAGAAGCAAAAAUCAUUCAAGAUGCCAAGACCAAACGUACAGUCAAUCGAAUCUGCUAAACAGCAAAUAGUAGAUAUGAUAGAAGCAAUGGGAGAAGAAACUUCACCUGGGUUCAGUAAAUCAUGCAUCGAUCAACAAUCCGCUAGGUUACUCGUUGCUGAACGAUCGGAAGAUUUAAAAAAGAGUAAAGUUGUAGUUGAAAUGAAAGUAACGGAAAAGAUGACGAAUCAAUUGGGUAAUCUACAUGGAGGUGCACAAACAACAAUUAUGGACUGCUUCACAAGUUUGGUGAUCUACCUUCAUACCUCUAGUAAUUUUGGAGAACCAUGGUCAAUGUUGGGUGUAUCACAAUCAAUGCAAAUCAUCUUUACAGCCCCGAUCCCAGUGGAUUCAUAUAUUGAUGUUGAAUGUACUUCAUUGGCCAUUGGAAAGAGUGUUGCAGCAAUUACGUGCGAAAUAUGGACAAAGGAUGGAAAAGACGGAAAAAGACUUGUCCGUGGAUCUUCAGGAACACACACAAAGAUUGAUAAUAGUGUUCAAUCAAAGCUAUAGAAAGAGAAGAUUCGAUUAUCAGUAUGUAGAUCACUUUAACAGACAACUGAACGGCACCUUAAAAGACCUAGUGUGCACCUUACCUUCCCUUAUCGUUGCUGAAGAAA
Molecule: messenger RNA, 825 nt
Organism: Meira miltonrushii
Lineage: Eukaryota; Fungi; Basidiomycota; Exobasidiomycetes; Exobasidiales; Brachybasidiaceae
Exons: 3
Coding region: 188-718 (176 amino acids)
Molecular function (GO): fatty acyl-CoA hydrolase activity
Source: RefSeq, a predicted model, not a curated record